This is a messenger RNA of Mycena citricolor, 3368 nucleotides long. Lineage: Eukaryota; Fungi; Basidiomycota; Agaricomycetes; Agaricales; Mycenaceae. The record is from the annotation of a GenBank genome assembly.
CAAUGUUUCUGCAUUUGCAGAAUCUGUCAUGUUCGGAUUUGACUUGGCACCGGAAAACUUGAAAUAGAGCUUCGUGAGCACGUGACCGUGUCAAAUUGCGCGUGACUCCCGCGUGACCACAACGAUUGUGCUUGGACGCGAUCACCAUGUCUGCUUUGACUCCCGCGCUGCCUGUGGAUCAGCUGGAAUCUCUAAGGUUCAAAACCAAUCAGAUCAUCGAGUCCAUAAUCGGUCUUCAGAGAACUAUCGAGGCGGGGUACUCAAACUAUAUGCACCCAUGGCCAGACAUCCUUUCCAAGUAUAACAUGCUGCUCUCCCAGACUCACAAUCUUUCGAAUGCGCUUGUUGCACCCGUGCAGGGGACAUCCCUCACAUUCGACUCCUCCGGCGCGCCUCAGAUAUCCCAAGUCAAUCGCGCCAACCCCUUCGAGUCCAUUGCUCUGCACCCGUGUGUCGGCAUGCCCGACACGCAGCUGGAUAACGAGGUGAUUCCGCUCCUCCGGAACCAACAGACAACGGAGGUGCUGCGGGCGGAAAACGAGACCGUCAGGCGUCUCGCAGAGCACAUGGCCACGCGGGGCUCUCUCGGGGUGCUCGGGGCUGCUCUUCCAGCCCCGACAGCCCUUGGGGUACUUCCCCCGAAGCCAGAAUACGAGGACGUUCUUCGGGAGUGCGAUCAAAUUCGGGGGAUGCAUGACCAGCGCGUCGAGCGGGCGGUCAGGGCGGUGGCGAUGUUGCGGGAGAAGUUCGAGCUCAAGCAGCGUGUCCAAGUUGAAGAAGAGGAGCCCGAGGAGUUGACUUGGGACCCGCGACUGGGCAUGCCUAUGGAAACUGGGGCUGAGGCCGAUGCGGAGAUGGAUGAGGGCGACGAAGGGAUGAGCGAUGACGAGGAUGACGAUGGAGAUGGGGGUGACUCUACACGGCGUGGUGGGGGUCCGCCCGAAGUCAAUGGCUCAACCGUCCUCAUGGAUAUAAACAUGUAUUAGUUCAGGGAUAUCUUCCGUGCCUUGUGCAGAAUCUCCUCACACAUCAUGGGGAAACAUACCGCCAGUCACCAUCAGUCACUUAUCGUCACUCACUAGUCACGGUGACGGUAACAAUCCAGCAACUCGUUUUUAUUCUCCACCGCACGCAGAACGUUCUCCAUGUUGCACGGUCGUCUCGCCUCGAGAAUCGGCGCGGCAGCCAGCCCCCUGCUGUCUUCACGCCUGUACCCUUCUUCGGCCUCAGUCUCUCGCGCCGUCUUGUCUGCAGCGACGCGUCGUACAUUUCUGACAACCGCGCGCGCCUCCUUCCCCGCCGGAGCUGCCACCAAGCCUAAGGCCAAAGCUACCACGACGAAAGCUAAAGCCUCUACUGCUGCGAAGAAAAAGCCUGCCGCGAAAAAGCCUGUGCGCAAGGCAUCUCGCGUCGCGGCGAAGAAACCGAAGACCCCCGUGAAACGCAAGCCCAAGAAGAAGGUUGUGCCCAAGAAAGCCCCGCGCAUCCUCAAAUCGCAGGGCCCGCCGUCUCGAAGGUCAUCGACUUUCCUCGUGUUCUUCCAGGAAUACAUGGAAAAGCAUGGCUCGGAGAGAGGAGGAUCGAUCAUAGACUUCAGCAAGGAAGCCGGAGCACGCUACCGUGCCAUGUCUGACGCGGAGAAAGAGCCGUAUGCGGUGAAGGCGCGCGAGCAAACUGCUCUGAGACAGGCUGAAUAUCAGAAAUGGAUUGAAGAGGCUGACCCCGACUUCCUUCGUCGUCUCAACAAGCAGCUCAAAGCGUCGAAGAAGCGCAGAAUCGUUGAUAAGAACCGUGUCAAGAAGCCUGUUUCUGGUUACAUUCAGCAAGUAUCCAUUAACCCCUUUUCUUUCCUGUGCUCAUCGUUCUCUAGAUAUUUCCUGGAUAACUUCAAGGAGGGCACUCCCGCUGAACGAGGCAAAGCGGCUGGUGCUGGUUGGAGACAAUUGUCUGAAGCAGAGCGACAGAAAUACCAAGCGCAAGCGAAAGUUGCCUUGGACGAGUGGAAGGCAGCCCAAUCCAAUGCUUGAACACAUUCUGUUAUCGACUUAUCAGCUUCCUACUUCACCAUAUCCUAUCCUACCAAAUUCUACCUGUAUUAUCAACGAUUCCCGGCGCUUGCAGCUAUUUCAUAUCUUGAAUCUUUUGGCAUAUCGAAAGUCCCUCCCCCCUCACUAAUAGCACGGCGCAUCGACAAGCUUGGCGGCACUUUGCUUCAAACGCUCACGAGCCCAAACAUUUUUCUCGCCAUCCGAAUCGCGGUGCUCUCGAAGCACGACAAGGGCCAGGAAGACAUCGUACCAGACCCGUUUCGUUCGUUGUCGCGGGAACACAAUUAAAUUGCCAUCUGCGCCACGGGUGGCGCGAUAAGCUUCCCAGAACGUGUCGCUGGCGUCGAGGAAGAAUGUUUCGAGCAGUGGGUCACCCCACAGUGCAUGAGCGACCGAGGGCAGUAUUGCGAAGGCGUUGAGCUCGCCGCUGGCCGCGAAUGCCAGGAAGACAUCGUCCGCCGAGCCCGUGAACCAGAUCAACGAAGGAACUUCGACGUCUGCGAACAGAAAGGCGGAGAUGGCACGAGCAAGGGCGGUGCGCAGCUGCGCAAGAACGGGCUCUUCGAUGCUGGCUGCCGAAGCGUCCAGAAGAGACUCGAGCAAUGACGUGAAGGUCUCUUGCCACUCGUAGGACGGGUUCGAAGGGGGCGUCGCCGAGGGAAGACCGAAGAAAUCGUUCAUGGCGCCGUUGUGCAGCUCCCCGAGGUACUUGCCGAGUUGGAGGUCGAUGUACGCUUGCUGUUUCGCGUUCAGGGCUCUUCCGGCGCGCGCAUCGGCUAGUGAUAUGAGGCGGGAAGAGACGAGCGGGUAUAUGGGAGUGGUCAGAUACAUGUAAGGCAGGAUGUCAUCGGGAUCGGAGAAUUUCGGUUCGGGGAUGGGGAUCGUUGUGUUUUGUCGGAUUACAGAGAUGAUUUGGGGAAAGAGAGCCAAGGAGUUCGGUUUGUAGACUUCGGACGCUUGGUCUUCAUCGGCGUUCGAUACAACCAGGAAAGUCGAAUGCGUCGGUUCGGCAUUGGUAGAGAUAGCCAGAUCGAGCAGGUAUGUCGUGAGCAGGGGAUUGUAGCUGCACACGAUCGAGUAAGACUCGACUCUGUUCAUGCGUCUCAGUAAUUAAUGGUCACCUAAACCCAUGCGACACCUUGAUGAAGUUGACGAUGGUAGCGGGUGUGUCACUCUCUGACGAAAGGUGCUUAUCGACGACAGCCUGUGCUUGUUCAAUGGUGAUCGUAGGAGGAGCCAUGGUGGAUGUAUUGAACAUCCCGGGCCCGGUCACCUUCGAUUACGAGCCUGAGGCUAAUCGAUAAUCUGACCCGCGAUGUC